CGGGAACGCAUCAUUUUAGUUGGUCUGCCAACCGCCGUUAACACCAGAAGAAGAGGAAUAAAUCAGCUGAUAUGCAGGGUUGAAAACAAGACAUGCUCAAUUUAAGAUAAAAAUAUAAUAAGUAUAUGGGUGUAACAUUAUAGUUUAGUUCUGUUAGGAAUAUUUUCUGUUUUUAAUUUAUAUAACCUUUUGACGCUGAAUCGAUUGUAGUUUUUAGCCUUUUGAUAGGUUAAAUGAGGAAGUUGCCUUUUUGCUUUACGCUACUUUUCUAUUUAGUGUCAACACAACCCAGAUUUAUUACUGAUCUAUACAACUAAAUGCACGUUAACGUGCACUGAACUUGAGCAGACAUCUUUGUUAUUAUGGCUUCUUCGUUUAAAAUCGGAGAGAGAUUUCGGGAGAAGGUGAGAGAUUUACUGGAGGGGGAAUCUGCCUUAUCAGAAGAGCUGACGGAAGAGUUGAAUGCUCUGAAAGAUCAGUCCAUCAUUCCAUUCAAGACUGUGAGAAAACUACACAAGCUUCUUCAAGAAAAUGGACAUCCAGUGUACCUUCAUGAGCUGUUUGAGGACAGCGCACUUCAUCUUCCAGAAGUCGUCAAACCUCCAAGGAACCCCCAGCUGGUGGCCCGCCUAGAAAAAAUUAAAGCGAAACUUGCCAAUGAAGAAUAUAAGAGAAUAACACGGAAUGUAAAUCCGCAGGAAAUGAAUCAUCAUGGAACGUUAGCAGACUUUGGAAGAGAAGUACGUUCUGUGAAGGCAGUUGUUGUUACUGUAUUCAACUUCCUGGUAACUGUAGUUGCAGCAUUUGCUUGUUCAUAUCUGGGCAGCCAGUAUGUCUUCACAGAGACAACAUCAAGAGUAAUAGCUGCAGUGAUUGCAGCAUCUGUUGUCGGUCUUGCUGAGCUUUAUGUUCUCGUCCGGACUAUGGAGGGAGACCUUGGAGAGCCCUAAUACCAACGAACAUCAUACAGUUUUGUCAUCACAAACCUCUUUCACUCUACAGCUUCAUUUCCUGCUUGCUGAUUAGUUUGUUUGUUUGUUUUUUGUUUCCCUCCGAAUCCAAACAGUGAAAUGUUUAACAGUGUUUAUUUACAAAUUAGUCUUGACUUAACAUAUAGUAAAAGGAUUUUGCAAAGGAAUCCUUUAAAUCACAAUGUACAAGAUUAGAAUCAAUCAGGUUUCUUGGAAACCACUUAAAGGAUUAGUUCACUUUCAAAUGAAAAUUAUCCCAAGCUUUACUCACCCUCAAGCCAUCCUAGGUGUAAAUGACUUUCUUCUUUCUGAUGAACACAAUCGGAGAUAUAUUAAUAAAUAUCCUGACGCAUCCAAGCUUUAUAAUGGCAAGUGAGCGUUACCAACGAGCAUGAGCUGUGCCUCCAUCCACAUCCAUCCAUCAUAAACGUACUUCACAUGGCUCCGGGGGGUUAAUAAAGGCCUUCUGAAGCGAAGCGAUGUGUUUGUGUGGAAAAAAAAAAAAAAAAUCCAUAUUUAAUAAGUUAUGAAGUAAAAUAUCUAGCUUCCGCCAGACCGCCUUCCAUAUUCAACUUAGGAAGAAAGCGCAAUGCCUCUCGCAGUUCAAAAAGCUUACGCUGCGUCCUAUGCCUUCCCUGUUCAACUUAGGGGAAAAAGCUUAACUGACGCGCCAACACCAGUUCUGUUUUUUUUUGUAAUUUGAAUACGGAAGGCGGUCUGGUGGAAGCUAGAUAUUUUACUUCAUGACUUGUUAAAUAUGGAUCUUUUUUCUUACAAAAACGCAUCGCUUCGCUUCAGAAGGCCUUUAUUAACCCCCCGGAGCCAUGUGGAGUAAGCCUAUGAUGCUCGGAUACGUCAGGAUAUUUAUUAAUAUAACUCCGAUUGUGUUCAUCAGAAAGAAGAAAGUCAUAUACACCUAGGAUGGUUGGAGGGUGAAUAAAGCUUGGGCUAAUUUUCAUUUGAAUGUGAACUAAUCCUUUGAAUUUCAAAACACUCAAGUGUAUAUUAUGAUCAUGUUGUUGUUUUGUUUUCCACAUCUAUCAUCUUAGUAUUUAUUGGAAUGUCUUCUACAGGAGUGUCAUUUCUUGUUUCAGUCAUAACUAAGAGACAUGGUUGUUAAUGAAUUGUGCUUUGAUGUUUAUUGUAAUUGUUAUGGACUCACAAGAUGUAGUGUGGGAAAAUGUCAUCUUUUUUUCUUUUUCUUUUUUACAAGAAAAUAAUAAAAAACAUCCAAAAAGCUAA
Molecule: messenger RNA, 2213 nt
Organism: Ctenopharyngodon idella (grass carp)
Lineage: Eukaryota; Metazoa; Chordata; Actinopteri; Cypriniformes; Xenocyprididae
Gene: vma12
Product: transmembrane protein 199
Exons: 6
Coding region: 363-950 (195 amino acids)
Biological process (GO): vacuolar proton-transporting V-type ATPase complex assembly
Cellular component (GO): endomembrane system
Source: RefSeq, a predicted model, not a curated record